This is a messenger RNA of Physella acuta, 1597 nucleotides long. Its product is annotated as dnaJ homolog subfamily C member 22-like. Lineage: Eukaryota; Metazoa; Mollusca; Gastropoda; Physidae. Gene Ontology annotation, cellular component: membrane. The record is from RefSeq and is a predicted model, not a curated record.
GAUUUUUUUUAAAUUACCGUUGUGAUGUGUAGAAUUUCAAAAAUAUGGCUAGCCUGAAAGUCACAUAUAUACUGUGGCUGUUUUUUGGCUGGCUUGGUAUACAUCACCUCUACCUAGGCAGGUUAAAUCAUGCCAUUGUGUGGUUCACUACUGUUGGUGGUGGUUUUGGUAUUGGUUGGCUAAGAGACUUUUGGCGCAUUCCCCACUAUGUAGAAUGGGCCACAGGAAGUGGUCCUUACCAGAAGAAACAUCUUCAGAGAAUUGCACAAAAUGUAGCACCAUCAUGCAGUAUGUUUCGUCUAGCUGGAAUUUUCACAAUGGGACUUGUAGGAGGGGCUGUAUUGUCUGGAGUUGUGCCUGAUUACACAUCACAAGAUGCCACCAAAUACCCUGUGUAUUACUUCAUCUGUCGAGCAUUAUCUAAACUUUUGUACAUACUAGGAGGUGUUGUAGGAGUGUAUUUGGUUGCUAAUAUAGGAGAGUUACAAACACCACUAAAAACCCCAUUCUUUGGAUGCAUCUUCUCUUUGCCGUGGGUUAUAAGUGAAGGAGGAAGUGUAUCACUGGCACCAGUUUUUGCAGGAUUAUCAACAUGGCUUAGAGGAUUAAGCUGGAGACAGUUACAGCCAGGAACAGUAAAUGGUGUCAAAAGAAAGACAGAGCAUUGUUACAAUAUCUGUGUGUAUUGUGCUGCCUGUGGGAUAUGGAUAUCUCUACUGGGAUAUGGCUUGUAUUUCAACGCCCACAUUAUAAUUGAAGGGGAGGAGAAAAUACCAUUGCGAGAAGCCAUUUCCAAUUUUUUCAUCCCUGCUUGGAUACGGACAAUGGAUUCUCUUAGAAAAUUAUUCUUUGUAUACAGACAUGCAGGCUGGAGCAGAAUGUACUCUGAUGCGAAAGAAUUUUUUGACUUUUCAGGAGAAACCAAUGCUUACAGUGUUCUUGGAAUUGACAAAUGGACAAGCCAGAAAGAGAUAACUAAACGCUGCAGGACAUUGUCCAGAGAAUUCCACCCUGAUCGUUUUAAAGUAGAGAAAGAUAAGGAAUAUGCUCAGACCAAAUUUAUAGAAAUACAAGAAGCAUGUAACACACUAUCAACAGUCAAAGCCAGGCGUGCUAAGUUUAGCAGCCGCUCAGAAACAGCAGGUCGUGAAACCAAUCCAUUUAAUUCAAAUAGGUUUAAGAAGGAUAGGGAUCUAUAACAGGAUUUAAUUGAUUAAACUUUUACUGCAUUUACUAGUUAUCUUUAUUUAAUAAGUAUGCUCUCUUUGAUAAAAAAUAAUGGUCCUUUUAUUUGAAGUCAUUGCCACAUUGGGUGUAUGAACAAGAUUAAAAAUAUAUUCUUGGAAACUGUAUGUGUUAAGCCUAUAAUUGAUUUUACUGUUGUUUUUAUUUACACAUUAUUUUGUUUUAAAAGCAUUAUAAAAACUAGUCAAAAAAGGCAUUACUUUAUUUAUUAUAAUGUUAUCUUUUAAAUUUUGUUAUAGUAUCUACAUUAAUUUGUGCAUGUCCAUUAUUUAAUGGAAAUUAAACAUAACUUAUUUUAUUAUAAGAUAAAACAUAACACAGUAUUGUUCCUAAAUUUGACAGUGAAUAGAUC